AUGAAUAUUUAUGACGGUUCAGACGAUACUGCACCGAUACUAGUCAGUCUUUGUGAUAAGAAUGCAACGUCAGGAAUAAGGCUUCGUUCUACUGGCAACAACAUGUUUAUAAUGUUGAAAUCUGGUAAAAAUUCUCUGAAUGGCGGAAAUAUGCAAUUUCAGGCUGACUUCAAAACCACGGCACCCUUCUCUG
Messenger RNA from Paramuricea clavata, 193 nucleotides. NCBI's taxonomy places the organism in Eukaryota, Metazoa, Cnidaria, Anthozoa, Malacalcyonacea, Plexauridae. The record is from the annotation of a GenBank genome assembly.